CUGCCGCUCAAACCGACCUCAGCCAAUCAGAUCCUUUUGUCCUUUUCACAGACGCUCGCCGGCAGUUAGUGCUACUAUCCAACAUGUCGGCUACGUCUAUGUUCCCCAUGUGUGUGCGAGCGAGCCGGGGCCUCCUGAGGCUCAGGAGCGGGACGGCGGCCGCCUCUUCACCGGCCGUGGUGGACAUCGUCCGGACACUCUCUACGGAUAAGCCGCCGGCCGGAGCGGGCAGUGCGACGGGCGGACUGGCUCAGGCUAUCCUCCAGGAGAGACUCCAACAGCAGCAGCAGAGUCAGGGCCAGCCUCCUCCUGAGGGUGGUGAGGCGGAGAGGGAGGGAGAACAGGCGGAGGACAGGAAGCGGAAGGAGAACACGGCCUACGCUAAGAAGAUGGUGCUUCGGCUGGCCGGACUCAUGGGACUUGGGGGAGCGGUCGGCGUGGUCUACAUAUUCGGCACCAAUUCGCUGGAUGAACAAGGAAACGUGAUUCCAGAUGAGUUCGACAGAGAUCCUCCAGUCAUCCAGCAGUUGAGAAGAACCUACAAAUACUUCAAGGACUACAGACAGAUGAUCAUCGAGCCGACGAGCCCGAAGCUGCUGCCCGACCCUCUGAAGGAGCCAUACUACCAGCCUCCAUACACUCUGGUGCUGGAGCUCACCGACGUGCUGCUGCACCCGGAGUGGUCGCUGUCGACAGGUUGGCGGUUUAAGAAGCGUCCGGGCAUUGACUACCUGUUCCAGCAGCUCGCACCACUCUACGAGAUCGUCAUCUUCACUUCGGAGACUGGCAUGACAGCGUAUCCUCUGAUUGACAGCAUCGAUCCUCAGGGAUUCGUCAUGUAUCGUCUCUUCAGAGAUGCAACACACUACAUGGACGGACAUCAUGUUAAGGACGUGUCUUGUCUGAACCGGGACACCAGUAAGGUGAUCGUGGUGGACUGUAAGCGGGAGGCGUUCAGGCUGCAGCCCUUUAACGGCAUGGCUCUGAAGAAAUGGGACGGAAACUCUGAGGACCGAACGCUCUACGACCUCGCCAACUUCCUCAAGACCAUCGCUCUGAGUGGAGUGGACGAUGUGCGUUCAGUGUUGGAGAACUACGCCCUGGAGGACGACCCCAUCGAGGCCUUCAAACGCAGACAGGCUCAGCUGGCACAGGAGGAGGAGCAGCGUCUGGUCGAGCUCUCCCAGCAGAAGAAACAGGGACUCUCUCUCGGCUCCAUCGCCUCGCGGUUCUGGCGCUCCAAGCAGCAGUGAGCCCCACCCCCUCCCAAACCUCCACCAAUCGCAGCCCGGCUCUCCAUCAGUGUCAAGGGGAGGAGAGGGGCCAGGGGACAGAGGAGGAGGAGGAGGAACAGGGGUGACCUGCAUACUGUAGCUGAGCACCACAAACAACCAAUCAUGUCUCAGUGGGCGGGUCUGCAGUCUUGGAACCUUGCUCUGCACCAGUGAGACAGGCACUUCCUGGUUUUUGGAGGCAGGGCAGUGGUGGCCUCCUCCCCUGGUCAUCUUGGUGUCACCUGUUGCGUAUCAAGCUGCUGAUUGGUUUUUU
Molecule: messenger RNA, 1548 nt
Organism: Scatophagus argus
Lineage: Eukaryota; Metazoa; Chordata; Actinopteri; Scatophagidae
Gene: timm50
Product: translocase of inner mitochondrial membrane 50 homolog (S. cerevisiae)
Exons: 11
Coding region: 84-1253 (389 amino acids)
Molecular function (GO): phosphoprotein phosphatase activity
Source: RefSeq, a predicted model, not a curated record